Cololabis saira (Pacific saury) is the source of this 3662-nucleotide messenger RNA. RefSeq names its product inositol polyphosphate 5-phosphatase K-like. The record is from RefSeq and is a predicted model, not a curated record. The transcript has 12 exons. Gene Ontology annotation, molecular function: phosphatidylinositol-3,4,5-trisphosphate 5-phosphatase activity; inositol bisphosphate phosphatase activity; phosphatidylinositol-4,5-bisphosphate 5-phosphatase activity. Gene Ontology annotation, biological process: phosphatidylinositol dephosphorylation; negative regulation of phosphatidylinositol 3-kinase/protein kinase B signal transduction; negative regulation of glycogen biosynthetic process. The coding region runs from base 211 to 1830 and encodes 539 amino acids. Lineage: Eukaryota; Metazoa; Chordata; Actinopteri; Beloniformes; Belonidae. Gene Ontology annotation, cellular component: ruffle; endoplasmic reticulum; plasma membrane.
UGGAGCACCCAGAUCAUCGAGCCUUGGCUUUGCUCACUUCACUCAGUGGUUUGAUUCUACUGUGGAAAGAACUGUUGCUCCGUUUAUCUUUUUUUCAGAGUUUCAAAUUUGACAUCUAUAUCUUUUUAAAAAAACAACAACUUUUUUUGCCUCAACUCUUGGAUUUUAAGAAAGACAGCUGACUGUGCUACAUUUCAUAAUUUAGCUGAAAUGGAUGAAAUCAGUCGGCUGUUAGGCACCAUAGGGCGCGUCCGCAGCAACACCCUGAGCUCUGAUGCUACGCAGUCGACAGGGAGCAGGCUGGCUUUGCGACAUCGGCUCAACCAGCUAAUGACCUGUGUGGAUGACUUGGACCCCAAAAAUGAGCUCUAUGAUAAAAUGGUCAAAACUCUGGACAAUGCUUUUCUAGCCUGUGCUAAGAGAGCCAACAAACCAAAAAAAGACAGUUUCAGGCUUCACAUAGUGACAUGGAAUGUUGCCACUGCUGAUCCUCCAGAUGAUGUGAAUUUACUGCUCCACCUGAAUUCACCAAAAAGCGCAGACCUCUAUGUCAUCGGUCUGCAGGAGGUGUACUCGGGGCCAUUGAGAUUUGUGUCAGACAUGGUAUUUGAUGACCCGUGGACGCACAAGUUUAUGUCCAUCUUUGCGCCGCGGAAAUAUGUCAAGGUAUCAUCAAUGAGAAUGCAAGGUCUGCUGCUGCUCUUCUUUUCCAAAAUGAAGCACAUCCCUUUCAUCAGAGACAUCCAGGCCACAUACACUCGCACAGGUGUUUUUGGUUACUGGGGUAAUAAAGGCGGUGUGUCCAUCCGUUUGUCUUUCUAUGGCCACAUGCUCUGCUUCCUCAACUGCCACUUGACUGCUCAUAUGAAAUAUGCAACAGAGAGAGUCGAUGAAUUUGAGUACAUCAUGGACAUGCAGACGUUUAAUUGUAAGAAGGCUCCCAGAAUAGUUGACCACAGGCUGGUUUUCUGGUUUGGAGAUCUUAACUUCCGGAUACAGGACCAUGGCAUGCACUUUGUACGCUCCUGUAUCAACAACCAAACCUACAACCUGCUGUGGAGGAAUGACCAGUUGAUCAUGAUGAAGAAAAAAGAGCAGUUGCUGCAGGAGUUCGAGGAAGGACCGCUGGACUUUCAGCCCACAUACAAGUUUGACCUGAACUCUGAUACUUACGAUAGCAGCGGUAAGAAGCGGAAACCUGCCUGGACUGACAGGAUACUGUGGCGAAUCCGACCAAUAUCCCCGCCCCCUGAGAAGGAAGAUGAAAACAAUAUUGGACUAGAUGUAAAGAAGGUCAAACAUCUUGAAGAGGAUGAGGAGUAUCCUCUGAAGGUCAAGCAAGACUUGUACAUCAGCAACAUGGAGUAUGGCAUCAGUGAUCACAAGCCUGUGGUCAGCAUCUUCAUGCUGGAGCUGACGAAGAUGUAUGAAGUUUCUCUGGUCCAUCUCCAGGCAGAGGGUGACUGGAGUGCAGACAUCGAUGCCAUGGUUCUCUACACCCCACUACAGCCAUUUCCAUCCAGUGCCUGGGACUGGAUUGGACUGUAUAAGGUUGGAUUUAGCAGUGUGUCAGACUACAUCACCUACACCUGGGUCAAAGACAACGAGGUGGCUUUCAAUGAAGAAGUGAUGCAGGUGUUUGUUAGUAAAGAGGAAAUCCCUGUGAGAGGAGGGCAAUGUGUGCUGUGCUACUACAGUAACACUCUACAGUGCAUCAUUGGGAUUAGUAAAGAAUUCAAGGUCCUGGAGUCCCAGGUAGCUAUUGAAGAAGGUUUGCUUCCUGAGAGGAUCAAUGGACUUGACAAAAUCACAGGAAGGAAAGAUUUCUGAAAUAAGUCUUUAAGGAGCUAUAGAUGCGUUUUGAUUUUUGACAUGGGUCCAAUCACAUGAACAUCAGCUUUGUUUUUAUUCACAUUUCGGAAUUUUUGCCUGUUUCGAUUGUGACCAAUCACAUCUGAACUCUGUUUUGCUGUUGUGUUAUGUUGGUUUCUCAAAUCUCUGCGGUCGCUACUGAAUUUUUUUUUUCUUUUUUGAUUGGUCUCUUAAGUGCUUUACAAGCAUUAUUUUAUCAGAUGAAUUUAUUUUAUUAAAAUGAGAGAAGUAUGUUGUACAAUCAGUUUAAGCUUUGUGGUAACAGGAGAUUUAACACACCUGAUAUUUGAAUUGGCUGGUUAGGGUUUUGGAUGAUGAAAUACGACCAGAAAACUAUCACAUGACCCCAAAAAGGAAAAGGGAAUCACAAAAGUAGCAAAGCUCAUCAGCCAAUUUUGUUUGCAGGGGGCAAUUUGUUCAUAAUGUUUGAGCAGUUUCACAGCGGACAAGGAGCAUCUCCAUCUACCCCUAAUGUAGCAAAUACCUAGAGAGUGUUUCCCAACCCUGCUUAUUUUAUUUCAAUUGUGUGAAAUAAAAUAACAGCUUAGUGUAUGCCAGUUAGUUAAUUUUGAAAGUGCAAACAUAAGGAAGAGCAUAAAUUGAGACUUUAAGCUUUCAAAUGUAAUAGUUGCUCAAAUCCAUGAGAUGCAGUAGUUAAAAGGAAUAAUAACCCUCAAAAUGAAAAUUCAGUCAAUGUUGUUUGACUUAUGUGACAUUGUUGUCACCUUUGUUGUGGGACAUUUGGACUGGCAGAGUAGUUCAGUGCGCUAUAAUCAAUAGUGUACUGGUGACCUAUCCAGGGUGCGCCCCUGCUUUCCCCUCCAAAGAGAGCUGGGAUAGGUUCCAGCAGAUCACCUGCACCCUAAAUACAAAUAAGCUGGUAGAGAAAAUGGAUGAAUGAAUGGGAUGCAUGGUGGAUAAAACAUUACAUAUUCAGUGAAACAGUCAUUUACAUAUCUUAGUGUCUUGUGUCUUGUAAAUAGGUGAAUCCUGUACAUUUCAGCGUUUUGACAGCCAUGGGUUUAAGUACUGGCGACUGCAUUGAGUGCUUAUUUUACAGGAUAUUAUCGGAAAUCAAGACGGUGGUUGAUUUCGUCUGGUACUUUUUCCUUUCCACCCCUUGAAACAUCUGACAUGGGCCUAAAAGCUCGUUCUUCAAUAAGGAAAAAUAGUAAAUGGUUUAAGUUUUAGCCCACCGCUCUUGAUCUGUGUACUAGAAGGUGUGAAGAUUUUGCAGUAUAUUUUAUUUUAUGUAUAUACAUGUAGGAAACAAAACUGCAGGCAUAUUUUAGUCAUGAUUCAUUGCAAUGACUAUGUUAAAGGUACGUUCGUUUGUAUAAGAGAAGCUUAUAAAUACAAAUAGCAUCAAAGUAAACUUUGGACUGUAUAUUGUUAAUGCAUAAAUAUUUAUAUUAUAUAUUAUAUUUUAAAUGUUUAAUGGCAAAUAAUAUAUUUACUUUUUUGCAUAUUGAUUCAGCAAGUGCCUUUGAAAUGAUUGUUGCUUAAUUUUUAUCUUGCAAUACUGCUUAAUUUUGAUACAUAUAUUGCUAAAAGAUUAUAACAAGAAGGCUCAUCUCUUGAGAUUGAUUUUAGAUAUAGCAUUUCUAAACUUUGAGCUACAUCUGAAUAUUGUCAUUGUUGACUUGCUGGAAUCAGCUAUUUAAUUUUACAGGUUAUGUCACUGUUUAUUACAACAGAUUAUUUCGCGAAAUAGCUAGUAGAUGAAUUACUGUAACAGAAUAUAUAUCAUAGCUUUGCAAAUGCAAAUAUUAAAGACCUUUCACCUGUCC